GUAUUUUUUUUUCUCAAGUAUCUUUAAAUUUCUAAUCGUUCCGAUCCAUUGCGCGAAAUAUAGUAUGUUCGUUUCCGUCUUAGCUCUUUUUACGAAUGGUUAACCACGAAAAUAAUCUACACACAUGCACAACAAUUAAGAACUGCUAAAUUGCCUGAUUGGUUAGGCCAUUAAACGAUAUAAUUUUAUUUCAUUUUAUGUUUGGAACAAGAACAUAUUUUAUCUGAUCAUAUACAAUUAUAUUUUGCUAUAAAAUUAUUAAAAUAGUGUUUUUAUCAAUGUGACGUUUAUAAAUUUUGUUCUCUCAAAAAUAUCGUACUAUGGAGACCACUUAAAAUCUAUAAUAAGAAACGAUCUCUAUAGGUUUCUCUAUAUAGGUAUAUAAAUAGAAUUUAAAAUAUAUAUUAAAAGCACAUAUGUAAAACUGCAAACAAAAUUAUAAAUAGAAAUUUCGGAUAUAAAGUAUAGAUCGUCUAAAAAUAGACUGAAAACGUAAUACGUGUAUUGCACAAAAGUUUAAAAUAUCUUUCCUAUCACACUCCCUGUGUAAAGCUCGAGACACGAUAUCGCGUUUCCUUGCAACGUGUUUCUUUUUGUAGCAAGGAAUCUCCUAAGCAGCGGGGUCCACAAGCUUACCUUUAAUCAGCCAGAAGAGCCCGACACACAGCCGGUUGAAGCGGCGCCGUUGAUGCGCAGCGGGGAUGAAGGAAGGCAGUAGGGUGAGUUGUAUUUGUCGAGGGCCACUCCUUUCCGAUUGUUCGGUGCCCCUUGUGGCUGUUGACAGCUGCUGCCUACGGAGGUAAGUCACAUUCGUCGAUCCCUCGGAAUCGGGAAGCGAGCGAGCUUAGUCGCCGUCUGGUCGGCAUGCUGAUCGUUAUAUAUUCAUCAUCGCGAUGAUACUUCGGCGAGUCGAGAGUAAUUUUGUGGCCGUUUGUCGAAAUAUGGGAUGCUUGUUAGCUUCGUAGACACAUGUUGUGCGAUCGUAAAACUCACGGCGAUCUAUGAUUUUUCGAAGAAUGCGAAGUAAAAAGAACUGCUUUCUGCAAUAAAAGAUGGGACACGUUACAGUAAACGGUACGAUCUUCGAAAUCGCUUCAGAGGAUGGAGACAUAAAGCCAUUUCCGCGAUUAGUUACUAUCGGUGCUGCUGGUUUUGCUAUAAUAUUCAGCAUUAUUGGAAUAUUAGGUAAUUUAGUAACGGUAAUUGCACUAUUAAAAUAUACCAGAUUGAGACGACACGCCACCACGGCAUUUGUGAUAAGUCUAAGCGUCUCCGACUUGAUUUUCUCAGCGGUGAACUUGCCUCUAACAGCCAGUAGAUAUUUCCACGAAGCAUGGGUUCUAGGCGAAACACUAUGCACGAUAUUUCCUUUAUUUUUCUACGGAAAUGUUGCCGUGUCUUUACUCAGCAUGGUGGCCAUUACUAUCAACAGAUAUAUACUAAUUUCACGGUCAGAUAUUUACAACCAGUUAUACACUAGUUGCGGCAUAAUAUUGAUGUUAAUAGUCAUAUGGACAUUGAGCUUCUUGAUGCUGCUGCCGCCCUUGUUAGGCAUCUGGGGUACCUUAGGACUAGAUUCGGCCACCUUCUCGUGUACUAUACUCAAGAAAAAUGGCUCGAGCCCGAAGAAGUUUCUGUUCGUUCUGGGCUUCAUCGUACCAUGUGUAGUGAUUAGUGUUUCGUAUCUCUGCAUAUAUUGGCGCGUACGGAGAAGCCGUAAGAAUCUCGAGGCUCACGCGACGGAGAGAGGUCGAGGAAGCGUUGGCGGCUUUCAACGGCGAGAAGACUCCAGAGUGACCAAAUUGAUGCUCACUAUAUUCCUUUGCUUCCUGACGUGUUUCAUGCCACUGAUGCUGAUGAACGUGAUAGACGACAAGAUGAGGAUUCCGAUACUUCAUAUAGUGGCAUCGAUACUUGCAUGGGCGUCGGCGGUGAUAAAUCCUUUUAUUUACGCUGGCACCAACAAACUGUACAGAGAGGCGUACAAACAAGUUCUGUGCCCCGUUUCGAACAGAACGCGUACGAUCGGUCCCAAACCGACGCAUUCUCACUCGAGCAAGUUCUCGUCGCCUCAUACGAUGUAAAAUGUCGUCUGAUUAUUUUAAAAUUUAAAUU
This is a messenger RNA of Monomorium pharaonis (pharaoh ant), 2115 nucleotides long. It is a transcript of the gene Tre1, whose product is annotated as protein trapped in endoderm-1. NCBI's taxonomy places the organism in Eukaryota, Metazoa, Arthropoda, Insecta, Hymenoptera, Formicidae. The record is from RefSeq and is a predicted model, not a curated record. Gene Ontology annotation, molecular function: G protein-coupled receptor activity. The transcript has 4 exons. The coding region runs from base 1053 to 2084 and encodes 343 amino acids. Gene Ontology annotation, biological process: G protein-coupled receptor signaling pathway. Gene Ontology annotation, cellular component: membrane.